AUGUCCUUCAGCAUUGAAGAACUGUCAAAGAGCAGCAGAGUUCAAGAUUCCGUCUGUACUGACGCAGUUGUCAACCAUAUCCACGACAGAUAUUUACCAAACAGCAGUCAGCCAUGUACAGCAGAUUCAUUUAUGAUGAUUUCACUUACGAACUCAGCUCAACGUACUCAAUACAAAAGAAAACGACAAGAAGACUCGUUACAUUCUGAAGAUAACAGCUUCAACUCUACUGACUCAAGAGAUUGUCUUUCUCCUGUUUCCUCCUCUGACGACUCAGAAAAGUCAGAACAGCCAACAAAGAGAGCCAGGAAUGCCUUCACAAACUCACAACUGAUUGAAUUAGAACGAUACUACAGUAGCAGCAAAUACCUCCAAAUAGAAGAUCGUCCAGUGCUCUCCAAGAAACUAAAGCUUGACCAACAUAGAAUUAAAUGGUGGUUUCAGAAUAGAAGAAUGAAAGAAAAACGUCACAUCAAGAGUACAAGUUAUAACGGUUCACCAGAGUUGUCACAGUUCGUUGGUGUUGGUAAACCUGGUUCCCGAAUGAUAAGUCCAACACAAACCUAUAGUAACAUUAGUCAGCAGUCAUACUCACCAUUCCCUGUAUUAUCAUCGUCUAUGUGUGGUAUUCAACCGUUUGCGUAUCCUGGUUAUAGUCAACAGCUCUUCAGCAGUGUAUUUCCACAGGCAGUGCAACACAAUAGGUCUUGA
This is a messenger RNA of Mytilus trossulus (common blue mussel), 711 nucleotides long. RefSeq names its product homeobox protein Nkx-3.1-like. Gene Ontology annotation, molecular function: DNA binding. Bases 1 to 711 code for a protein of 236 amino acids. NCBI's taxonomy places the organism in Eukaryota, Metazoa, Mollusca, Bivalvia, Mytilida, Mytilidae. The record is from RefSeq and is a predicted model, not a curated record. The transcript has a single exon.